UUAAAAAAAGAAAAAAAGUCCACAUCAAAAAGGUCUUUAAAAAAAAGGCGGGGGGGAGGAAAUCCUCUAAUACAAACUAGUGAUUGGACAAUCUUUGGCAAACUUUAACAUCAUCAGGCAGCGAUACCACUUUAAGAAAAUUCCAAGGAAAGGACAGCCCCAUUUUAAAAUUCCCACCUCUGGCUCCCAAGGAUUGGGUUGCAAACUUAGAUAAAACACUCUUCUCCACUCCCUAUUGGUGCAUGCUCUAUCAUUCAUUCUCCCUGGAAUUUUGUGAGAUACUAAGUUGCUUUAUGGGAAAAGGCUGCGCCAAUUUAGGCUGGAAUUGCCCUACUUUAGACUUUUUCUGGUUAUCAAUCUGUACAAAGAAUCACCAAACUGAUACAGCGUGGACCAAACUGAUAAAUCAGGCUGCCGGGACAUUGUGUAAUUCGAUCGAAAAAGAAACGGACAACCUCUCAAGCACAUCGAGUAUUUGACAAAGGAUUUUACGACACUGAGAGAGAUGAAUUUCAACCAAAAAAAAAAAGUUGUGACUGAAGAACACCAUGGGAAGAUGGGAGAUAUUUGUACUCAGACUGUAGGCUUUCACCUGAUCUGUUUCUCUGAGACAAAACUCAGUUCCAUACCUCAGUGAGCUGCUACCAUGUACCAGAUGAUAUCCUCAGUGCUGGGCAAAAAAAGAGGAUAAUGUAUAUAAAAAUAUGCAAGAAUCACAGGGAACUCACAUAUCCAACCACCUGGAUGAAAUUGUUGCUGCCGUCAGCAUAACACCUAGAAAAAUGCUCCAAAACAAGCUGCCUCAGACAGCACUGUUUCAGCCUCCUCGAGAGAAACUCCACCUCUGUGAAGAGAAAGCAAAGUCCUAUUCUAGCAGUCAUGAGUAUAAACAGGCUCUCCAGGAGCUUGUGCGCUGUGUGGCGCUGACGAGGAUCUGCUAUGGUGACUCACACUGGAAACUGGCCGAGGCGCAUGUUAACCUGGCUCAGGGCUACCUCCAGCUGAAAGGACUGUCACUGCAAGCAAAACAACAUGCAGAAAAAGCCAAAGAAAUCCUCACCAACUCCAUUGUGCAUCCCUACAAUGACAAUACAGAUGUUUUCAAGUGUUCGGUUGAGUUAUUCCAUACCAUGGGGAGAGCCUUACUCUCCCUUCAAAAGUUUAAGGAAGCUUCAGAGAAUUUGACAAAAGCAGAGAGACUUUCAAAGGAGCUGCUGCAAUGUGGAAGGAUUAUAAAGGAAGAAUGGAUAGAAAUUCAAACGCAGAUCAAAUUGUCAUUUGCACAGGUAUAUCAAGGUCAGAAGAAAUCAAAAGAAGCUCUGCCCCACUACCAAGAGGCUUUAGAAUAUAUUGAGAUCAGUAAAGGUGAAAAAAGUCUUGAGUGCGUACCAACAUUGAGGGAAUUGGCAAGUGUAGAACAAGCCCUGGGAUUUCACGACGCAUCCAUCAACCACCUUUUACAGGCGCGUCUCAUCGUCCUGAGCAGAAACCCCUCUCAAGAGGAGGCAGCCGUGUCCGCACACUCCGUCGCCUGUGCUGCUGUCGCUUCUGGAAGGCCUGAGCACCAUGGUGAGAGCGAGAGCGAGCCUUCCGUGGGGGACAGCGAGGCCUGCUCCCUGCCUGUCCCAUAUGUGGCUGAGCAGUAUUUUCAAGAUAGCAUGGCUAAUCUUAAGGAUGCUGAAGGGAUAGGAAAAGCCAAAUUUCUUUCAAUUCAAGAUGAUUAUUGCCAUUUUCUACAAGUCACUGGACAAAAAGAGAGAGCUACCUCCAUCCUGAGAGAGUCCCUGGAGGCCAAAGUGGCAGUGUAUGGCGAUCUCAGUCCCGAGGUGGCAGAGACAUACCGGCUCCUGGGCGGGGCUGACCUGGCACAGGGGAACCAGAGAGGGGCCCACAAGAAACUGAAGAAGUGUCUUCAGAUCCAGACCCUCUUAUAUGGACCACAGGACAAGAGGACUCUGGCCACCCAGCAGACCAUGGAUGUCCUGUCCAAGGCCCCCGAGAAGGCCGUGAAGCCUCGGCAGCCCCCAAGAGCCAAGGCGGCCUUCUGCACCAGCGGGCCACAGCACACUGCGCUGGGGAAGGCCAGGCCCAACGCAGACGACUGAGCCCACCCCCACCAAAAGCUCUGCUCAUGCCUGGGUGCUGACACUUAGGGUGCUCUAUAAAUCUCUCUCCAGCCAGAAGGUAGACUUCAACAGUCAUUGGCAGAUUUUCUAGGCUGUUUGCUCCAAAUGCAACAGCGGUCCCAUAAACUUCCCAUGGGCCACCUUUUGACAGUGGAUGCCCUUCCCGGUGAUUUGGCGCUGCUAUAAAGCAUUUUUCUUUUUACCACCUUAGUGGUUUUCCUUGCCAGCAAGAAUUUUUACCCAUCAGCACUACUGUGGCUGAAGGCUUCUCUUCAAAACU
Aethalodelphis obliquidens (Pacific white-sided dolphin) is the source of this 2406-nucleotide messenger RNA. RefSeq names its product tetratricopeptide repeat domain 23 (gene TTC23). The transcript has 12 exons. NCBI's taxonomy places the organism in Eukaryota, Metazoa, Chordata, Mammalia, Artiodactyla, Delphinidae. Bases 705 to 2105 code for a protein of 466 amino acids. The record is from RefSeq and is a predicted model, not a curated record. Gene Ontology annotation, molecular function: protein binding.